Messenger RNA from Limulus polyphemus (Atlantic horseshoe crab), 632 nucleotides. RefSeq lists its product as uncharacterized. The annotation marks the transcript as partial. The transcript has 3 exons. Gene Ontology annotation, molecular function: protein binding. The record is from RefSeq and is a predicted model, not a curated record. Lineage: Eukaryota; Metazoa; Arthropoda; Merostomata; Xiphosura; Limulidae.
CACCUGUUGCACCCCAGAAACAGCGUUUUCUCAAGAUAAACACUACGUCAGUGACAUUGGAUCUUCUUGCUUGGUACGGCGAGGGCUGCGCUGUUCUUUCCAUUGACAUUCAGUACAAGGCACAACACGAAAAAGCCUGGCGCGAGUACACGGGUGACGUGAGUCCAGACCUAAAGAGAGUGACCAUCCACGGAUUGCUUCCGGGUUCUUCUUACCAGCUGCUGACCACGGCGGGCAGUCCUGCAGGGUCAACUGAAGCAGAAUAUUCUUUUUAUACUCCAGCCAAAGUUGUCGACAAUCACAUGAAAACCUUUGUGGUCGAUGAGGACAGAGUCUCCUUCUCCGUGGAGCUAGAAAUACUUCUCCCAGUUGUUCUUUCUGCUGUUGUAGUCCUAGCCGUCCUCGUUCUUGUGUGUCUGAUCAUGCGCAAGAGACAAUCUUCAGAAAGUUCAUACGGUGGAAGCUCCACUAAUGGAUCCAGAAAAUUUUCGCAACAGCCACAACAGGAAACAGUUCAGUUAUCUGAUCUAGAGAAACUCUCUACAAAACGUCAGAGUGAGGGAAUGGAGGCAGCAUACUACCCGUGCCCUUACGCAAUGACCCGUCUCUCGGGCGAGGAAGACCCAGAAUCU